Messenger RNA from Syngnathus acus (greater pipefish), 2189 nucleotides. It is a transcript of the gene gnao1a, whose product is annotated as guanine nucleotide binding protein (G protein), alpha activating activity polypeptide O, a. Gene Ontology annotation, biological process: adenylate cyclase-modulating G protein-coupled receptor signaling pathway; G protein-coupled dopamine receptor signaling pathway. Gene Ontology annotation, cellular component: heterotrimeric G-protein complex. Gene Ontology annotation, molecular function: GTP binding; G-protein beta/gamma-subunit complex binding; GTPase activity. The transcript has 9 exons. Lineage: Eukaryota; Metazoa; Chordata; Actinopteri; Syngnathiformes; Syngnathidae. The coding region runs from base 189 to 1253 and encodes 354 amino acids. The record is from RefSeq and is a predicted model, not a curated record.
CUGCAAGUCAACGAAUGAAGUAAUGAAGCAUUGACUGAGCCCCUACGGGAGAUACCGGGAGGCUGUCGCUUUGCACACAGUCAGAGUCCCUGUCACCAGAGGACCGGAACGGAGGAAGGUCGACGCGAACAAUGCGAGCUACCCAGUAACGGAGUGGAGACGAACAGAACCAGACGUGUUCUAAAACCAUGGGAUGUACUUUGAGCGCAGAGGAGAGGGCUGCUCUGGACCGGAGCAAAGCCAUCGAGAAGAACCUCAAGGAAGACGGGGUCACCGCGGCCAAAGAUGUCAAGCUGUUGCUGCUCGGGGCUGGAGAGUCAGGGAAAAGCACCAUCGUAAAACAGAUGAAGAUCAUCCACGAGGACGGUUUCUCUGGUGAUGAUGUAAAGCAAUACAAGCCUGUUGUUUACAGCAACACCAUCCAAUCUCUAGCUGCCAUUGUUCGCGCCAUGGAUACACUGGGCCUUGAUUAUGGAGAUAAAGAGAGGAAGGCAGAUGCCAAGAUGGUGUGUGAUGUAGUUAGUCGUAUGGAGGACACAGAGCCUUACUCCAGCGAGCUGCUCUCUUCCAUGAUGCGUCUCUGGUCCGACUCAGGUAUCCAGGAAUGUUUCAGCCGGGCUCGGGAGUACCAGCUCAACGAUUCAGCGCAGUACUACCUCGACAGCCUAGAUCGGAUCGGUGCUCCGGACUACCAGCCAACAGAGCAGGACAUUCUGAGGACGCGGGUGAAGACUACUGGCAUUGUGGAAACACACUUUACCUUCAAAAAUCUCCACUUCAGGCUGUUUGAUGUCGGAGGCCAGAGGUCAGAGAGGAAGAAGUGGAUCCAUUGUUUUGAGGACGUCACUGCCAUCAUUUUCUGCGUCGCACUCAGUGGAUACGACCAGGUGUUGCACGAGGACGAGACCACGAAUCGCAUGCAUGAGUCUCUGAUGCUGUUUGACUCAAUCUGCAACAACAAAUUCUUCAUCGACACCUCCAUCAUCCUCUUCCUCAAUAAGAAAGAUCUGUUUGCAGAGAAGAUCAAGAAGUCGGCGCUCAGCAUCUGUUUCCCUGAAUACACAGGACCAAACACCUACGACGAUGCAGCAGCUUAUAUCCAAGCACAAUUUGAGAGCAAAAACCGCUCUCCAAAUAAGGAAAUCUACUGUCACAUGACCUGCGCCACAGAUACAGGGAACAUCCAGGUGGUGUUUGAUGCCGUGACCGAUAUCAUCAUCGCCAACAACCUCCGAGGAUGUGGCUUGUACUAAGCACAUCCAUGUAAUACCCCCACCUACCCGCCCCUUCCUUUUUCCUUACCUGUCCUCUUCCACUUUGUCCUCCUGCUCAACCCGUCUCUUCUGACACUGCUGUGGAAAUGAUGAUGCUAACGAUGCUGAAUAAAAAAAGAUGAAGAAAAAUGCAGCUAGGUAUAUAUUAAUGAGGAUAAUAAAAAAUAUAUUAGACAUACAUAUAUAAAUACACUAUAUAUGUAUAUAUAUGUAUGUUUUAUAUAUAUAUAUAUAUAUAUAUAUAUAUAUAUAUAUAUAUAUAUAUCCAAACUAACAAUGGAUUAGUUUGUCCAUUGCUUCCCCACCAAUGUUCUCUGCCCUGCUGACAAGCAGACAAACCAAUGUGUUUUGGAAGAAAACACAAAACUCUGCAGCCUUGAAACCGUCUUGAACAAAUUUGAUGAAAGUCUCUCUUCUAAUCAUUUUUUUUUUCCUGUGGUGUCUUAUGUUGCUAACAAAACAUCUUUUUUUAUGACCUUGGAUAUGGAUUGUCUUUUGUUUUUGUUGAUAAUGUCUAUAUUUAUUACAUCAACAGCCUGUACACAGAUUUGUAUCCACAGUUUGUCUCACCUGACACAUUUGUUGUAUAUUAUUUUGUUUCUUGCAACAGUAGUGCUUAUGUAGGAACGAUUUUAAAUAAAUAUGUGAAAAUGUCUAUCACUAUAUCAAACAGGUCAGCCAAUCAAAACCUUUGAAAAACACCCAAGACCUAAUGAAGCUGUUAAACACAGAUUAAUUUAACAUUGGUCUUUUGUUUACAUUAGCAGAGACACUUUGGAGACCUUUGUUGGACAUUUUCUGUCCAACUAGUAUGACUUUACUGUUCCACAAGGAGUCCUGGCAUGGACAGGAAGUGUUUCCUAAGCUGGCUUUAGCCUGACAGCCAAUGGGAAGCAGUGCCAGGUGACACAUGCA